UUCUUCAUCUAUUGUAUCAUUUCUUGAUUCUUUUGUUAGUGUUCGUAGCCUUUCAAAAGCUGUUCCAUUUGUUUAAAGACUUGUGUAGCUUGUUCUUGAUCUUGAGAAAACAAAAGAAAAUGGCAACUUCAAUUCAUUAUAAUAUUUUGACAUCUCCUGCAAAAGCAGCAGCCUUCAUGUUUGUGUUGCUGCUCUUGCACACCGCUUGCAAGGCUCAACUCACCUCUACAUUUUACAAAAAUUCUUGUCCAAAUGCACUCAGUACCAUCCGCACUUCCAUAAGGAAUUCAAUUGCAGCAGAACGAAGAAUGGCAGCUUCUCUCAUUCGCCUACACUUCCACGAUUGCUUUGUUCAGGGUUGUGAUGCCUCAAUCUUACUCGAAGAGACUCCAUCUAUCGAGAGUGAACAGACGGCAGUUCCCAAUAAAGAUUCCGCCAGAGGCUAUCGAGUCAUUGAAAAAGCAAAAUCUGAAGUAGAGAAGAUAUGCCCUGGAGUGGUAUCUUGUGCAGAUAUCCUCGCUGUAGCUGCAAGAGAUGCAUCCGCAUAUGUGGGAGGUCCAUCUUGGACAGUGAUGCUUGGAAGAAGAGACUCAACUACUGCUAGUAGAACACUAGCCAAUAGUGAACUGCCAAGUUUUACAGAUGGCCUGGACAGACUUAUAUCUCGCUUUCAAAGUAAAGGCCUCAGUGCAAGGGAUAUGGUUGCCUUGUCAGGUUCUCAUACUCUAGGUCAAGCUCAAUGCGUUACAUUCCGCGAUAGGAUAUACAACAAUGUCACUAUUGACGCUGGAUUUGCUAGCACUCGCCGGCGUGGCUGUCCAGCUGUUGGCGGUGAUUCAAAUUUGGCUCCCCUUGAUUUGGUCACACCCAAUUCUUUUGACAACAAUUAUUUCAAGAAUCUAAUACAAAGGAAAGGUCUUCUCGAAUCUGAUCAAAUUCUUUUUAGUGGAGGUUCAACAGACGGUAUUGUCUCAGAAUAUAGCAGAAGUCGCGCAGCUUUUAGCUCUGACUUUGCUUCUGCCAUGAUCAAAAUGGGAAAUAUUGAGCCUCUCACAGGAACCGCUGGGGAAAUAAGGAGGAUUUGCAGUGCUGUGAACUAGUUUUAUGUUCUUCUCGACCAAUUUGUUCAUUCUUUAUAAUUUGCACCAAGUGUAAAACAAAUGUGUGUCAUUCUUUUACUCAUUUCCGCUUGUAAUUCAUUUCAUUAAUUGUAUUUUUCCAUGUUGAAUAUUUAAAAUUAUAUUGUUAUUUAA
Messenger RNA from Hevea brasiliensis (rubber tree), 1253 nucleotides. Its product is annotated as lignin-forming anionic peroxidase. Lineage: Eukaryota; Viridiplantae; Streptophyta; Magnoliopsida; Malpighiales; Euphorbiaceae. The record is from RefSeq and is a predicted model, not a curated record. The transcript has 4 exons. Gene Ontology annotation, biological process: response to oxidative stress; hydrogen peroxide catabolic process. Gene Ontology annotation, molecular function: peroxidase activity; heme binding. The coding region runs from base 120 to 1100 and encodes 326 amino acids.